UGUAGAGUUAGGCGGUGAGCACAUUCCCUCUUUGCCUACUAUUCGCUUCAUAACUGGGAUAACACGCGUAGCCGAAGUUUUUUUGCGGAAGUAUCUACAAACAGUCUUUUUCCAUCGAGAGGACAAGCACAUUUCCGAAGAAAUGUCACGGAAGAAGGCACACAAGAACAAAACUGGCACCGCCAGCCCAAGCACCGGAACCCCAAACGGCAAAGAGGGCGGCCGAAGCGGGAAAGCCCUUGUGCCCGUGGUCCAGGCGGGCGGAGUGGUCCACCCCAGCCGCCCUGCCUUCAGCAAUAGCAGCGAGUUCUACGACAUUGCUUUCAAGGUGAUGUUGGUGGGGGACUCUGGCGUGGGGAAGACGUGCCUGCUGGUGCGCUUCAAGGACGGAGCCUUCCUGGCCGGCAGCUUCAUCUCCACUGUAGGCAUCGACUUCAGAAAUAAAGUGCUGGAUAUUGACGGGGUUAAAGUGAAGCUGCAGAUCUGGGACACAGCUGGCCAGGAGCGCUUUAGGAGUGUUACUCAUGCCUACUACCGCGAUGCUCACGCCCUGCUGCUUUUAUAUGACGUCACCAACAAGGCAUCCUUCACCAACAUCCAGGCCUGGCUGACUGAGAUCCAUGAGUAUGCCCAGAAGGAUGUGGUGGUGAUGCUGAUUGGAAACAAGGCUGACUCGACACAGGAGAGGGUGGUGAAACGCGAGGAGGGCGAGAAACUGGCCAAGGAGUUUGGCGUACCCUUCAUGGAAGCCAGCGCACGCUCCGGCCUGAACGUGGAGCUGGCCUUCACCGCCAUUGCAAAGGAGCUGAAACACCGGAGCAUGAAGGACCCUGACGAGCCGCGCUUCCAGCUGCAGGAGUACGUCAACAGAGAGAUGAGGACCGCAGGCUGCUGCAGGACCUAAACGCGGGACCAACCAGAGGCUCAUCUAAACCACUCUGUGUGUGUGUGUGUGUGUGUGUGUGUGUGUGUGUGUGUGUGUGUGUGUGUGUGUGUGUG
Molecule: messenger RNA, 999 nt
Organism: Engraulis encrasicolus (European anchovy)
Lineage: Eukaryota; Metazoa; Chordata; Actinopteri; Clupeiformes; Engraulidae
Product: ras-related protein Rab-26-like
Exons: 9
Coding region: 143-904 (253 amino acids)
Biological process (GO): regulation of exocytosis
Molecular function (GO): GTP binding; GTPase activity
Source: RefSeq, a predicted model, not a curated record